This is a messenger RNA of Thlaspi arvense, 1572 nucleotides long. NCBI's taxonomy places the organism in Eukaryota, Viridiplantae, Streptophyta, Magnoliopsida, Brassicales, Brassicaceae. The record is from the annotation of a GenBank genome assembly.
AUGGGGACCUGGUUCAUCAUCAUCGUUUCUUUAUGCGUCGCCGUUCUCUUCAAAUCCCUCCUCAACCUCAUCCACCCCUUCUCUUUCUCUACCAAAAAGCUCCCGCCUGGGCCCUCCAUCGUCCCCGUUAUUGGCAACUUCAUCUGGCUCCGCAAAUCAUUCCACGAAAUCGAACUCCACCUCCGGAAAUUCCGGUCAAAGUACGGUCCAAUCAUCACCGUCCAAAUCGGGUCUCGACCUGCAAUCUUCAUCGCCAGCCACUCCCUCGCGCACCGGGCACUCGUCCAAAACGGAGCCGUCUUCUCCGACCGUCCCAAGUCCAUCAUUGACUCCAUUUUCAAUAGCAACCAGCACAACAUCACCUCCUCUGCCUAUGGCCCCACGUGGCGUCUUCUCCGUCGCAACCUUACCUCCGAGAUCCUUCACCCCUCCCGUGUUAGAUCCUACUCCCAAGCCCGCAGGUGGGUCCUCGGCGUCCUCGUGGGCCGCCUUCUGCAGGGCCACGCGUCUUCUUUCAGAGUACUAGACCAUUUCCGACACGCCAUGUUCUGCCUUCUGGCAAUCAUGUGUUUCGGUGACGGACUUGAUGAUGAGCAAAUAAACCAGAUCGAGACGGUUCAUCUCCAGUACAUUUUAAGUCUCCCCCGAUUUAGAAUACUCAACUUUUGGCCCCGAAUUGGGAAGAUUGUGUUCCGCAGACGGUGGCAGGAGAUGAUACAGACAGAACAAGGGAAAGAGGAGGAAGAAGAAAGCGUGGUGGCGUAUGUGGACACGCUGGUGGAUCUCGAGUUGCCGGAGGAGAAGAGGAAACUAGAAGACGGCGAGAUGGUGAGCCUGUGCAGAGAGUUUAUAAACGCCGGCACCGAUACGACGUCGACGGCGUUGCAGUGGAUCAUGGCGAAUCUGGUAAAGUAUCCUUGCAUUCAGGCCAAGCUGUACGAAGAGAUCACUGGAGUUGUAGGACCGCCACCGCAUAUACGACCUGGCAGAGACCUAGCAGAGACUGAAAUAAUAAAGGAGGAGGAUUUGCAGAGGAUGACGUAUUUAAAGGCGGUGGUGUUAGAGGGUCUCCGGCGACAUCCGCCGGCGCACUUUUUGCUUCCUCAUGCGGUGACGGAGGAUGUGGAGUUUGAAGGGUACCAUGUGCCGAAGGAGGCAACGGUGAACUUCAUGGUGGCAGAUAUGGGGUGGGACCCCAAGGUGUGGGAGGAGCCUAUGGAUUUCAAGCCCGAGAGGUUCCUGACUAACACUGGCGCCGGCGCAGGCGGAGGAGGUAACUCAGAGCAGAAACACUGUGAUGGUGGAGGAGGGGAAUCAACUUCUUCUCUGUUUGAUAUAACCGGAAGCAGAGAGAUCAAAAUGAUGCCGUUUGGGGCAGGGAGGAGGAGUUGUCCCGGAGCUGGAUUAGCUCUGUUGCACUUGGAGUUCUUUGUGGCUAAUCUGGUGUGGCAUUUCGAGUGGACGGCUGAGGAUGGAGACGAGGUAGAUCUAACGGACAAACAUGAGUUCACCAUUGUGAUGAAGUAUCCACUGCGGCCCACGUUUCCCCAGGGUGCCUCCUCCACUGAAUCG